Messenger RNA from Danaus chrysippus (African queen), 312 nucleotides. The record is from the annotation of a GenBank genome assembly. NCBI's taxonomy places the organism in Eukaryota, Metazoa, Arthropoda, Insecta, Lepidoptera, Nymphalidae.
AUGCUAGCCCGUAAUUUAUUAUCCAGAGCUAUAUUGCUUAGAUCACUUAAGAAUGCAGCCGCUAAUACUAAACAAAUAACAAGAAACUCUGGCCAUGGAACCUGGUCGUACCGAGUGCCUCCACCAAUGCCAUCAAAUAAAACCAUAUAUCUAGCUGAAGUACUCGGGGGAAUCUGCUGGUGGUGGAUUCUCUAUCAUCUCGCUACUGAGCCCGAACAUGUUUAUGGAGAAUGGCCAUAUGUAAGCCCAGAAACAUGGACAGAUGAAGAAUUAGGCAUUCCUCCUGAUUCCGCAGGGCCAUUGAAGAAGUAA